Molecule: messenger RNA, 1455 nt
Organism: Striga hermonthica
Lineage: Eukaryota; Viridiplantae; Streptophyta; Magnoliopsida; Lamiales; Orobanchaceae
Source: the annotation of a GenBank genome assembly
AUGAAUGAUCCAAUUCCAAACUCAGCUCCGGCAACCCCUUCCCGGCCGGACUCGACUCCUCCGGCAGCCCAAACCCCCCAAAUAGUCUCCCUCCCCCCAUCACAAUACCACUCGCCGUCCCUUAGCCGGUCUCCACUCCUAACUCCAGGCGGCAAAAACCCGAGAAUCCGAACCCCAAAUUUCAUAACUCCGUUAGGCAGCCCGUUGAGGAAAGCCAUUAGGUUCACAAGGCUCGACCCUCAAGACGCGUGGCUCCCUAUAACCGAGUCGAGAAAUGGAAAUGCGUACUACGCCGCCUAUCAUACUCUUUGCUCGGGUAUUGGUAUUCAAGCACUUGUCGUCCCUGUUGCCUUCACAAUUCUUGGCUGGACAUGGGGCAUAAUUGGCUUGACCCUGGCCUUUAUAUGGCAACUCUACACUCUGUAUUUGCUUGUGCAGCUCCACGAAUCCCCUGAAGAUGGAGUUCGAUACAGCCGAUACAUGCAGCUAGCUAGCGCGACUUUUGGUGAAAACCUAUCGAAACUCAUAGUCGCAUUCCCGAUCAUCAACCUCUCGGCUGGCACGUGUGUGGCCUUGAUCGUGAUCGGGGGCUCGACUUCUAGAAUGUUCUACACGACCCUCUGUGGGCCGACUUGUGCCGAUCCAAGGCCGUUGAGCAAUGUCGAGUGGUACCUUAUCUUCACGUGCGCGGCUGUUGUGUUGUCUCAGCUGCCGAAUUUGAACUCCAUUGCCGGAGUUUCUUUGAUCGGAGCUCUCACGGCCGUUGGAUAUUGCACGGGCAUUUGGGCGGUGUCGGUGGCCGAGGGCAGGCUUCCGAACGUCUCGUAUCAUCCCAUCAAGUCGCGCGGUGAGGUUUCUCGGAUUUUCGAUGUGCUGAAUGCGCUCGGAAUUAUUGCUUUCGCUUUUCGAGGCCAUAAUCUAAUUCUUGAAAUUCAGGCGACAAUGCCGUCUAGUGAAAAACAUCCAUCGACUGUGCCAAUGUGGAGAGGCGUCAAAGCUUCAUAUUCCCUAAUAGCAACAACGUGCUUAUUUCCAUUAGCUAUUGCUGGCUAUUGGGCUUAUGGUCACAUGAUUCCGGCUAAUGGCGGCAUGUUAACAGCCUUGUACGCAUUCCACAGUCGAGACAUUGGACGCCCAAUCUUAGGAUUAAUUAGUUGUUUCGUCAUAGUUAAUGCCUUGAGCUCGUUCCAAUUGUACGGAAUGCCAAUGUUCGACGACAUGGAGUCCAAUUACACGAGGCGGUUCAAAAAGCCUUGUUCGUGGUGGCUUCGGGCCAUUAUACGAGCCUUUUUUGGGUUCGUGUGCUUUUUCAUAGCCGUGGCGGUUCCGUUUCUAGGCAGCGUGGCGGGCUUGGUAGGGGGGAUUUCGUUGCCGGUGACAUUGGCGUACCCGUGCUUCAUGUGGCUUAAAAUGAAGAGGCCCAAAAGUAUUUUAUUAUCUGUCGAAAGCCCAUAA